Molecule: messenger RNA, 611 nt
Organism: Trichoderma harzianum CBS 226.95
Lineage: Eukaryota; Fungi; Ascomycota; Sordariomycetes; Hypocreales; Hypocreaceae
Exons: 2
Coding region: 88-318 (76 amino acids)
Source: RefSeq, a predicted model, not a curated record
GUUUCUCUUACUCGCCGAAUUCUCUCUUGACUAUUCGACUGUGUCUUACACUUUCGCCAAGACCUUACCACACCUACGACAUCCAAAAUGCCUUCAACUUCUUCUACUCCUCCUGCGGCCGCUGCCGCUCCCGCUGGUCCUGCUCCUGCUGGCCUCGGCGAGAACAAGGGCAUCAAGUUCCAGAUCAAGACGGGCAAUGCUCGCUGGGAAUGCACUCUGCAAGACCGUGCUCACUAUGAGCGCAAGAAGGCUCAGCGCACCGAUUCCACCGACUCUACUUCCACCACCGACUCUUCUUCUACUGCCGAGUCAAAGUAAAACGAAGAAAAUAAAUAAAACGAAACCCAAAAAAAAUCCACCAGAGCUAUAUUAUGGCGUUUAGUGGAACACUCCCGCGCUCUUGAAGUCACUCUCGUUUCCACGCCAGGGAUUCAGAACGACUGCAGGAGGAAAAUCGUGGAGCUCCGUUUCAUACUGCCUCACUUUGAGCAGUCGGUGUUAUAGGUGGAUGCGUGCUUUUAGCGAUUGGGAUUUGUUACUUAGAUCUUGGGGCAUUUUAGAAACCCGAGCUGUCCUUGCAGAUUAGAAUCAUACUACCUUGAUUUAUUACG